Molecule: messenger RNA, 1670 nt
Organism: Apis florea (little honeybee)
Lineage: Eukaryota; Metazoa; Arthropoda; Insecta; Hymenoptera; Apidae
Cellular component (GO): extracellular matrix
Source: RefSeq, a predicted model, not a curated record
ACCCAACCUGCCAGCAUGCCGGCCAGUUACGUACUGACUUUAUUCACAGUCGUGCCGGAGUGCAUUGAUAUCACAAUAACGAAACACGUGCCUCAUCGUAUUUGUGAAUUCAUAGCAAUAAUUUGCAUGGCAAUAGUCCAUAUAAUAUGCGAUCUACCACCUGGGACAAGACGUAAUACAUAUCUGCCUCCUGAACCAACUAAGGGUUACAAUUAUGGCACGCCUUCGAUACCAUUUCCAAAACCAACAACUCGACCACCAUUUACUACACCACCCAGCCAUACAUAUCCUAAACCAACCACAAAAUUUCCGACGAGGCCUUCCAACGAAGGUUAUCCACCUCCUACUAAACCUACUGUGGAAUUUCCUGACAUAACCAGACCUACUGGAACUACUAUACCAAAUAAUGGUCACGAUCACCAUCACCACGAGCCAGGCAUGCCAUUUGACUUCAACUACGCGGUGAAGGAAGACGCCUUUGGAAACGAUUAUUCGCAUAACGCGAUAAGCGAUGGUGACAUCGUCCGCGGGGAGUACAGAGUUCAGCUUCCUGAUGGAAGAUUGCAGAUUGUCCGCUAUACUGCCGAUUGGAAGCAUGGGUUUAGCGCGCAGGUUUCCUACGACGGAAAUCCACGUUUUGACGUCUCUCGACCGCCCGGCAAUUUUGCAGGCUAUUAAGUUAUUAAUGUCCAGUUUAUGGUUGCGAACCAUGUUAAAAUGUUUGUCUUGCGGUUUUUAUUGUUGGUUUCCACGCCUUUGUCCAUUGGGCGUUUGGAUCGUUCGUUUUCAGCAUAUCGAGUCAAUCGUUUAAAAAGAAAUUAUUAGAUAUUUUAAUUGUUUUUAUCUUUUUUAAAAAAAAAAGUUAAGUGCUAAUAUUUUUUAAUAAAGAAAAAACUUUUUUUAGAAAGAAAAAACCAAAUCUAAAAACCAAUCGAGAGAUGUAUUUAUAUUUUGUAUUUAUAUUUAUUAUUAUGAAUUUGAUUUUGUUCUUAUUACGUAUUUUGAUUAAAUAGGUUUAUCUCGAUUAACUCAAUUUGUUGAAUAUACGAUAGCUGAUUGUGAGAUUAUUAUUCUUUAUCUUGUCCUUUUCUUUAAUGUCGUCAAAUAAUGGUUCUAGAAAAAGUGGCAUCAUUUGAAUAUGCAGAUUUUUUUCUUAAAAGAAUUUUCAAAACUUUUAUAAUUUUAAUUUUAUUGAUAAUUUUAUUAAUUAAUUAAUUUUAAAAGUCUUAGAUUAAAAAUUUUAAAUUGCUGAAAUGGAGAAUAAUUGUGUAAAGUAUGAUACUUUUUUUUAAGGUAUCUACAAUUUUAUAUUAAAUAUUAUAUAAAAUAUUUUAUAAUAAAAUAUGAAUGAAAAAUAUUAUUUUUGCGACCAAAAAUGGUUCAAUACCAACUGGUACUUAUUCGAUAUUCUUAGCCAUUGCAAAAUCUAGAUCUAAGUAAAAAAAGACCUUAGGCCAGAGUAUAUUUUAUAUUCUCCAAUUAUAGAUGUGUUCAUUGAACAUGGAUACACAUAUAGGAGAAAAAAAAUAAAAAAGUUUCAUAAAGUCAAGGUGUACUUCUUUUUGAAACAUGAAGUAGCUAAGGACUAACUUGUAGUAAUAAUAAUUUGUUUUAAGGAUGCUGAUGAAAUAAUACUAACCCUCUGCUAUCACGUAUGGCUACUUUGUUUG